Molecule: messenger RNA, 3225 nt
Organism: Leishmania major strain Friedlin
Lineage: Eukaryota; Euglenozoa; Kinetoplastea; Trypanosomatida; Trypanosomatidae
Exons: 1
Coding region: 1-3225 (1074 amino acids)
Source: RefSeq, a predicted model, not a curated record
AUGCAUGAACCUCGAGCGCCCAACGCGCACACCCGCGCCGCAUCGCCGCCCCCGGCGAGUCCUCAUCCCCUUCCUCUUCUGCCAGGCGUCUUUACCGCCCAGCAGGCGGAGGAGAGUGUGGAGCUCAUUCAGCGGGAGCUCUCGCGACUUUUGCGGGCGUGCGAGUACAGGGAGCAGCACCCUUACGACGUCUUCAACGGGAGAGGGGAUAGCAGCCGCGGCGCAGCAACGCCGCGCAGUACCGGCAGCAGCAACGGCACCUCUUCGCGGUUCGCGUCGGCGUUGGCAUCGCAUAGACGUGACCCAACGGCGCCCUUGCUGUCGGAUGCAGACCCGUUGCUCCAGCUGGCCCAGUCCACCAGUGCUUUCUCUUUCCCACUCGACCCUCAUCGCAGCGAUGCCGCCGAAGCAGCGUUCUUCUCGGUUGCCGGGGCUGGUGCAGCGGCUAACGCCGCACCCUCGGUGACGAAUCUCAGCGGCGCUUCUUUCUCCGCCUUCGAAAGGCGGCGCAUUGCACAUCUCCUGGGUCGUGUGGCGCUAGAGAUCGCCGCUGUCUGGACGUACGUCCGUCGAAGCGAGCCGCUGUGCGGGACCUCACCAGGGGACCCCACCGCGCCAGUUUCGUCUGUCCGAACAACACGCAGGACAGCGCGGCUGUCGAGUGACCGCAGCACGGCCGCCCCGGCAGCAUCGCCGUUAGCUCCGGCGUCUUUGAACGCUGACGGCGGUGAUGGGCGUGCCGCAAUGACAGUCAACGUCACAGGCGAGGAGCCUGGAGUCCCGACACCUACGGUGCUGCAGAGCGCUGUGUUGGGUGAGACAGCCGAGGAGCGGCAAGACGCAUGUGACGGCGAUCCUGCACCGCAGAUUACAGCCCUGAGUGCACUGAUUGAGGCUGCUGCUGCUAUCCAACGCGCUCUCAAGAUGGCAGGUGGCGGCGGCGGGGGUGAUCACGUUGCCUCAGCAGAAAGUGCCGGUGCAGCAGCAGCACGCAGUGUGAGCGCGAACACGCUUCUGGGGGCUGCUCAAGCAGCAUCGCUAACAUUCAGCAGUUUUCCUUUUGACGGCGUCAGAGCGCCCAUUCAGGAAGCUGCGGGCGUCGGUGCUGGUAAGCAGUCUCGCCGCAGCUCCGCCGGCGUCGAUACGUCCUCUGCUGUCGCGGGGGUAUCGCAAGCCCCGCCGUCAGCCCUCACCGGAGGUCGGACCUCCGCAAGAGAGGCUGCUGAGCAGCACAGCGGAGAAGGCGAGUCGAACCCGCUCGCAAUGCCUAACGCUACCGUUGUGCGCCAGGCACCCAGCGGUGGCAGCCCAGUGAAGCGGGGUAGCACUGCAUCAUCUUCUAUUCCUUCCUACCUGCGCGCCUAUGUAUUCGAGGAGGGUGCUGACGACUGUGCUGACGAGAUGGACAACUUCGGUGAGGGGAACGGCGUUAGUGGAAACAAAGGGGCCAGGGCGGUGCUGGCGAAUGCAGACAAGAGCGUGUCUCGUUCCAUCAGCGCAGGUAGUGCCAAUGCGUGCUCCCUUUCGCGAGCCAGUGAACUGCCUGCCACCUCGCACGACGACGGCUAUAGGACACGGCCGUCCUCAGCUCGCUCUGCCGUGGAGCACCCUGCCCGAGCAAGCCACCUCAGUCCCGCGGCGACCGUCACCAGGCCAAGCUUACUGGGCUCAGCAGGUGUCUCUCUCACGGCACCGACACACGCCGGUGGCAGUGGAGGCGCGGCCACUAGCGUGGCCGCUCUCGUGGACGCCGAUCCAGUCUCCCACUGCUCGUCGCUGCGCAUUCAACGCGCCCUCUCGGCCUUGUCGCUGCAGUCCGCCUCCCUCGCGAGCUCGCCGCUGCGGGAGCCUCAGCUCAGCACGCAGCAAUCGCAGGUGUGCAGUGGUGGGAGUGCAAGCAGCCAUCCGAACGCAAGCGUAUCGCAACGGUCACCAGACUCGGCGGAGAUGUCGUCGGCUGCGGCGGCCGCCUACUUGCGCAGCACGAGCCUGUUUCGUCGACCACACCGGCUAGAAGUCCCGGUGAGCCGGACGCAGUCACUGCGCCGUGCGACGUCGAUUUCGUCUCCGAUGUCGGUGGAAGGGAUCAGUCUCGGGUCUGCCCCUGGGGCGGUGUACUACAACGGCACGCCGGCGAUGGCCUCCGGCGCGUGUGGCAACUCCUUCGCUGCAUCGUCUCACAUGACGAAGAGCAAUAGUGGUCUGCAGCUCAGCAGCGGCGGCGUUGGCGUCUUAGGAGCGUCGCCGGGCUUUAACAGCUUUUUUCCAGUGGCGAUGGGUGCCAGCGCCACUGUGGACUCCCCACACUCGUCGGUUGCAGGGUUGCAUUUCAAGCGGGUCAUCUCGCUGGACUCCGAGGGUGAGUUGUGGCCGCAGGGCUGGCUUGCCGACUCCUUGGAGAUGAGUCCGCAAAAGGUGACGCCUCUUCUGGGGCGACCAUCGGCGUCCGCCAUGGAGGCGACUCUCUCCUCAUCCCCGCUGUCGCAAGACGCGGGACUGGCGACCGCCACAGGAAGCCACAGCGCUCGUCACGGCGCUUUGAAGUCCCCAUCGGAGGGCCAGUCUGGGGGAGUGAUACCUGUCGCCACAUCUUUGUCGGGCCACCGCAGCUCCGCGCUGCCGCCAGGGAGGACGGAGCUCCCGCGCAGCCGCAAUGCGCUAAGCCGCCGCGGCACACCGAAACCCGCUGUUUCAAGUGCGUCAACGGUGACGGUGCCGUCUGCCGUGCUCGGCAGCUCGUCCUCUCAGCAGCGUCCAGUCGCUCUCUUGUCCCCCGUGCACUUCAGCUCGUCUCCUCAAAGACGCACUCACCGCUCUGUUGCAGGGCCGACAGUCUUCGCGCCGGCACCGGGCACCGCUGGCGGUGGCUUAGCAGCUGACGGGCUCACGCCGUGCUUGUACCACGUAGAAGAUGAGAUCCUCAAAGAAUUCCUGCGCUGCGUGCACGAUCUCACACGGACCAGCCUCACCGACGCCGAGUUCGACUCCCUUAAACUCUGUUACUUCCUCCCUGGUGUGUCGCUGGUGACAUCGACGGGCACAGCUCGGCCACCGUCGUCUUCGCCGCCGCCCACUGCACUGCCGUUGCCUCUGUUCGAGGGGGGUGAGCUGGUGCCUCUGCACCGCAGCAGCCUUGAUGUGUUUUGUUCUCUUAUUCGAGAGCGAUUGGUGGCGGUGUGCCGCAGUCUCCGCAUUUCUACCGCCCCUUACUUGGCAUUGCUGUAA